Molecule: messenger RNA, 390 nt
Organism: Triticum turgidum subsp. durum (durum wheat)
Lineage: Eukaryota; Viridiplantae; Streptophyta; Magnoliopsida; Poales; Poaceae
Source: the annotation of a GenBank genome assembly
AUGACGCGGCUGCCGCAGGAGGAUGUCGCUCGGAUUCUCGGCCGUGUGAUCGAUGAUGACCAGAACGCCCCUUCUGACUUCAAGGCCCUCAAGCUCCAAAACCCUGAACUGCUUCCUUCGCCGGAGGAGGAGCUGGACGAGGAGAUGGUGGAAUAUUAUGCCGGCGUGCGUGCCUACUAUAAAAUCGGAGAGGACUACCUCAAAUUCCAGGCAUGGGUGCGCAGUGAGUACGCCAAGAACGGCUACGUCGAGGUCGAUGACGACUUCCUCGCUAAGAGGGCCAGAGUCCGAGCAGACAGCGACGGAGCACGGGAGGAGAUGCUCAACACGAUCGACUUCUCGGACGACGACGAAGAUCUGAAGAGACUUCUUACGACCAGAUGGUACUGA